AUGAGAGAGACUUCGAAGAACGGUGCCUGUGUGCAGACCGAUGAUGGGCUGAAUCAGUACCAUGUCCCAGCCAGAUAUCUGGGUAAUGGCGCCGAUAAGCGUGAUAUGAGUGCUCUAGGAAGAGAUCAGGUGCUACGGAGAAACUUCGGAUUCAUCUCUAUUUUGGGAUUUGGUUGCACUCUUAUUGCGACAUGGGAGGUUGUUCUUACUCUUCUCACAUAUGGUCUUACUGAUGGAGGCACUGCUGGGUUAAUUUGGGGUUAUGUCAUUGUAUGUGUUGGUUUCUUACUUGUUUUUGCAAGUUUGGCGGAGAUGGCGUCAAUGGCUCCAACUUCAGGAGGACAGUACCAUUGGGUAUCUGAAUUCGCACCAAAGAGCUGUCAAAAAUUCCUUAGUUAUGUCACGGGAUGGCUUUGUGCAACCGGCUGGCAAUGUGCCAUUGUCUCAAUUGCAUUUCUAGCGGGCACCAUUAUCCAAGGCUUGAUUGUCCUUAACGACGAAACCUACGUAUUCCAGCGCUGGCACGGUACUCUUCUAGUCAUUGCUAUCACUGCGUUCUCCAUCUUCUUUAACACAUUCUUGGCCAAAAGGCUACCGAUGGUGGAGGCCCUGAUUUUGAUCCUGCAUAUCGUCGGCCUCUUUGCCAUCAUCAUCCCUCUCUGGGUCAUGGCUCCGCGGGCAUCGGCCAAGUCCGUCUUUACGCAGUUCGACAACAAUGGAGGUUGGAGCAGUCUUGGUACCUCGACCUUGGUCGGAUUUUCCGGAACAAUCACCUCCAUGAUUGGUUAUGAUUGCGCUGCGCAUAUGUCCGAAGAAAUCAGGAAUGCCGGCGAAACCCUUCCCAAGGCCAUGAUGAGCGCAGUUGUGGUUAAUGCCGUGCUUGGUUUUGUGAUGCUGGUUACAAUAUGUUUCACACUGGGCGACGUUGACAGUAUCUUAGCCUCUCCUACUGGAUACCCAUUUAUUCAGGUGUUUUUCAACAGCACGGGCAGCUACGCUGGAACCAAUGUCAUGACUGCGAUAUUGAUUCUGACAUUAACCGCUAGUACAAUUACCGAAGUAGCCACUGCCUCUCGCCAGCUAUGGUCCUUUGCUCGUGAUAACGGUGUACCAUUCGGUGAAUUUUUCAGCCAUGUCAAUCCAGGGUGGAACAUUCCCUUGAACUCGGUCCUCGUCUCCCUCGCAAUCACUGCCCUACUCUCUCUAAUCAAUAUUGGCUCAACGGCUGCAUUGACCGCCAUCGUGUCGUUGACUAUUACAUCUUUGAUGUCUUCCUAUAUCAUCUCUAUUAGCUGCCUUCUUCUGAAGCGCAUCCGUGGCGAACCACUGCCCGAACAUCGUUGGUCAUUAGGUAAAUGGGGUAUGGCUAUCAACAUCGCUGCUCUUGCGUACUUGUGCCCGGUGUUCGUAUUUGCGUUCUUCCCACUUACGAGCACGGUCACUGUUUCCACCAUGAACUGGAGUGUUGUCAUGUAUUUGGGCGUCAUCUUCUUUGCCACUGCUUAUUACUGGCUAGGAGGCAGACACAAAUUCGUGGCUCCGGUUGCCUUGGUGAAGAGAGAAUAUUGA
This is a messenger RNA of Talaromyces marneffei, 1569 nucleotides long. RefSeq lists its product as uncharacterized. Lineage: Eukaryota; Fungi; Ascomycota; Eurotiomycetes; Eurotiales; Trichocomaceae. The record is from RefSeq and is a predicted model, not a curated record. Gene Ontology annotation, molecular function: transmembrane transporter activity. Gene Ontology annotation, biological process: transmembrane transport. The transcript is spliced from 7 exons. The coding region runs from base 1 to 1569 and encodes 522 amino acids. Gene Ontology annotation, cellular component: membrane.